This is a messenger RNA of Cuscuta epithymum, 535 nucleotides long. NCBI's taxonomy places the organism in Eukaryota, Viridiplantae, Streptophyta, Magnoliopsida, Solanales, Convolvulaceae. The record is from the annotation of a GenBank genome assembly.
GGGGUUCUGUGCAUGAUUAAUUAAACCACAAGGGGGUUUGACGCAUUUUUUAAAUCACAGGGGGCUAAUGCGCCGAAUUUUCAAAUCACAUGGGGGUUUGGUGCAUUAAAUCCCAUUUUUCUGGCUCCACCCCUGCGCUGCACCCUAUCGAACCGGUGGGAUUUUCCAUGUCUUUGCAACCCACCGAUCCGAUGUUCUUUUCUUCAUUCACUGCUGGUCCAUACACGACGGGGCCGUCAUACUCCCUGUUCAGCUCUCUGCCGCCUCAAUUCCCGUGGGCACUGGCGUCCCCUUUGGCUCCUCCGGUGGUUUCCCGUCCAGCGCCGCAGACUAGCUCUCCUUUCUUUGGGUCCUCCUUUGGUGGUUCUCCAGGAGUGACUCGGCCGCAACAGGACAACCCCCUCUUCGGUUCUCCUAUGGCAGCUUUGGCCCAGAUAGUUUCUCAUGAGCUCCAAUGGGAAAGUGGGUGUUAAUAGUUUAUACGGAGUAUGAAAGUUGAAAUAGGAGUGAAUUGUUUAUUUUAAUUAUUUAUCUG